UUGCACAUUAUUGGAAUGGAUUCAGCUCACUAGUCACUACAUGGGAAGCACUCUCUCUCUCUCUUUCUCUCUGCAAACAUGGCCACUUCUCUCCUCCUUUCAAACCCCUUCUCACCCCUCUCUCACUUCCCCACCAAGCACAGAACAUUUGCCCCCAAAGUCACCUUACCGACCCCCAAAUCCACUCCACCCUUCCUAGUCAAGAACAACCCGUAUUCGCCGCAACCCCCGAGAAUUUCCCAAAAGACACGCGCCGGCGCGUCCGAAAUCGGAGAAACGGCGAAGGAGGAGGAGGAGGAGGCGGAGGAGGAGGUUGUUUUUGCGGGGGAGGAUUCGGCGGAAUUCGAUUUGGGCAAGCAGAAGAUUACGUCUUGGAUUUAUUUUACUGGGGUUUUGGGCGUUGUGCUAUUCGUGCUCGACGUGGUCUGGAUUGAUAACUCUACUGGAUUCGGAAAAGCUUUCGUCGAUUCCGUUUACAGCGUUUCUGGAAGCCAUGAGGUUGCUAUGUUUAUGCUUACUCUCAUUUUUGCCGCUGUCCACAGUGGCUUGGCUAGUUUCAGAGAUAAAGGCGAGAAACUUAUUGGAGAACGUGCAUUCCGUGUUUUGUUUGCAGGGACUUCUCUUCCGUUGGCUGUUAGCACUGUUGUAUACUUCAUCAACCACAGAUAUGAUGGUGUACAGUUAUGGCAGUUGCAAAGUGUUCCGGGUUUACAUGAAGUCACCUGGCUCGCGAAUUUUAUUUCCUUCUUUUUCCUCUAUCCAUCAACUUUUAAUUUACUAGAGGUAGCAGCCGUUGACAAGCCUAAAAUGCAUCUUUGGGAGACUGGUAUCAUGAGAAUAACUCGGCACCCACAGAUGGUUGGCCAAGUGAUUUGGUGCUUGGCACACACAAUCUGGAUUGGCAACUCUGUUGCAGUGGCAGCCUCCAUCGGGCUAAUAGGGCACCAUUUAUUUGGCGUUUGGAACGGAGAUAGGAGGCUAGCUAUACGAUAUGGCGAUGCCUUUGAAACCGUGAAGAGCCGAACAAGUGUUUUUCCAUUCGCAGCUAUUCUUGAUGGCCGUCAGAAGUUGCCUGAAGAUUACUACAAAGAGUUCAUCCGUUUGCCGUAUUUAACCAUCACUGCAUUGACUUUGGGUGCUUACUUCGCUCAUCCGCUUAUGCAAGCUGCCAGUUAUAGGCUUCAUUGGUAGGUUAAAUAGACCCAAUUCAUGUCAUACGAGAAACAUUAGUUUGAAAUUCUACACAGUUUAUGUAAAUGUAUCGGGGUUACUUUCUCAUGUAUUAUAGUAGGAAAAUUUUCAUUUCUU
This is a messenger RNA of Rhododendron vialii, 1308 nucleotides long. RefSeq names its product 15-cis-zeta-carotene isomerase, chloroplastic. Gene Ontology annotation, molecular function: 9,15,9'-tri-cis-zeta-carotene isomerase activity. Lineage: Eukaryota; Viridiplantae; Streptophyta; Magnoliopsida; Ericales; Ericaceae. Gene Ontology annotation, biological process: carotene biosynthetic process. The record is from RefSeq and is a predicted model, not a curated record. The transcript is spliced from 4 exons. Gene Ontology annotation, cellular component: chloroplast. Bases 79 to 1191 code for a protein of 370 amino acids.